UGUUUUUACAGACAGAGACGCAGUAAUUCAGUGCUUCAGUCUUUUAUAGGUCAGAAAUGUCUGACAGUGUUUAUGAUGAUGUUACCUGCAUUGAGGAGCUCAACAAAGAAGAUAAAGUGGAGAUGGUGGUGGAUCUUUAUGAGAGUGCAGAUGCUCAUAGAGGAGAUAAGGUGGAGCAGUUGAUGGUUAUCUAUGAGAGUGCAGAUCGUGUUAGAGGUCAUGACCCCAUCACAGAGACAGAAGACACCAACACAAAGAAAACCCAGCAAACACGGAAAAAAGAGAGUCACACUGCAGACAGCAGAUUCUACAGACUGACUGCAGUGUGUCUGGGGCUGCUGUGUGUCCUCCUGCUGACGGCCACCAUAGCACUGUGGAUCAAACUUUACAGCUUAAUGACGUCAAAAGAGCAGUUACAGACCAACCUGACCACAGAGAGAGACCAGUUACAGACCAGUUACACCAACCUGACCACAGAGAGAGACCAGUUACAGACACAGAGAGAUGCAUUACAGAAGAGGCUGUCUGAGCUGGAGAAACACAUUAACAACCCAGAAUGGAGAUACUUCAACUACAGCCUUUACUACAUCUCUACUGCUAAGAAGAGCUGGAGUGAGAGCAGAGAGGACUGCAGACAGAGAGGAGCAGACCUGCUGAUCAUCAACAGCACAGAGGAACAGGACUUUAUUGAGAAGUUUAGAAGAGGUCAGAAGGCUUGGAUUGGUCUGACAGACAGUGAGACAGACGGUGUCUGGAAAUGGGUGGACGGCUCAGCACUGACCACUAAGUUCUGGAGAUCUGGAGAACCCAAUACACUAACUGAACACUGUGUAAUAAUUGGUCAGGGCUCUGAUCCUGUGAACAACUGGGCUGAUUUUACCUGUAACAACAAGUUUGUUUGGAUCUGUGAGAAGAGAAUAUUUGAAUAGCUGCAUGUUAACAGUUGAAGCAGCAGUUAUUUAUGUAUGAAAUACAUAACUGUCUAUAACUGUCUGUCUACUAAUUAGAUUUGGCCUGUGUUCUGAUUAUACCUGUUUGUUUAUUUAUAGUAGUGUAAACAGGGAUAAUUCUGAUGUUAAAACAAAGCCUGUUUAAAAGACUGAACUCUCUGUAGAAGAAUACACAAGGCCUGGUCUAACAUACGGCAAAAUCCCAGGAGAGCCACAGUUUUUAACUGUAUUGCAUUUGCAUGUUGAACUCAAUGAACUGAUCACUCUAUAGUGAUGACUUUCUGUGUUUUGGUCUCAGAGACUUUUUGUUUCUGUUAAAAUCACUCCUGGGGGAAGCCGUGCCUUGAUGUCUGAUUUUACCACCUUUUUCACUGCUCAUGAACGUACAUGUCUAAGCUCAAACUAUUUAAACUGCACAAUGUGAUCAUCUUUGUUUGAAUUAUUUCCAGGUAUUUAGAUUUGACCAUUUCACUAAAUGUGA
Pygocentrus nattereri (red-bellied piranha) is the source of this 1431-nucleotide messenger RNA. Its product is annotated as CD209 antigen-like protein C. Bases 57 to 929 code for a protein of 290 amino acids. The record is from RefSeq and is a predicted model, not a curated record. The transcript is spliced from 5 exons. NCBI's taxonomy places the organism in Eukaryota, Metazoa, Chordata, Actinopteri, Characiformes, Serrasalmidae.